ACCCGUAGUGGAGUUGGCAGGGAAUGACAUGACCCGCGCUUAUACGUUACGCGAUGUCGAUAUUUGGUCAACUUUAACUCUCGAUAUAUGAUUGUAUACCCUUCUCCUCAAUCCUAAAGAAUCAUCUUCUAUUCGCUGUUCUUCUACUUCCUCUUACUUUUUCAUCCAAUUAUCGCACCCAAUUCAAACACCAUGUCUCAGACUGUUGUUCUCAAAGUUGCCAUGUCAUGCUCAGGUUGCUCAGGGGCGGUGAAGCGAGUUCUGGACAAAACGGAAGGGGUUGAAUCAUAUGACAUCAAUAUGGAGGAACAGAAGGUGACUGUUAAGUGCAAUUUACAGCCAGAAGCUGUUCUGCAGAUUGUUUCAAAAACUGGAAAGAAAACCUCCUUCUUUGAAGACGCAGCAACAGCAGCAGCACCAGCAGCACCAGCUGAACCAGAAACGAAGUCCACAGAAACUGAAACAAAGCUAACCGAAGAAGUUGCUGCUCCUUGAUAGAGAUGGUUCCAUGGGGUAUAACCAUGUAUAAAACUUAAAACUCGCUAUUUUGUAAGUUCAAUGUUCCUGGACACUGGAUCUUCCUAGAUCUGUAAGCAAUAACUUCAACUGUGGUUUCCUCUGCAGUUCUGCUCCUGUAUCACUUGACUAAGUGUUUGAAUUAAAACAUCUUUCGUACUA
Molecule: messenger RNA, 678 nt
Organism: Spinacia oleracea (spinach)
Lineage: Eukaryota; Viridiplantae; Streptophyta; Magnoliopsida; Caryophyllales; Amaranthaceae
Product: copper transport protein ATX1
Exons: 3
Coding region: 193-495 (100 amino acids)
Molecular function (GO): metal ion binding
Source: RefSeq, a predicted model, not a curated record